CUUUAUUAAGAGAAAGAGGAUGCUCUCUGUUUGAGGACACAGACAGGAUGGUGUAUUAGUUACUGCUGUGUCAGUGUAUAUACACGAGUGCCUGUGUCAGUGCCCAGCCCAACCUAGGACGAGAACUGCCAUGGAAAUUUGGUCGAUGGGGUAUGUCACUUGGGCCACGAUCAUCGUCCCGCCCUUGCUGAUGACUCUGGUCUACGUCCUGGGGAUUCUCUACCGAUUCAAGACGCCCUUGGCUAACGUAGACCACAUCAGAAUGGACGGGAAGACAGUGGUCAUCACAGGGGCGUCGGCAGGAAUUGGCAAAGAGGCUGCGAGAGAUAUGGCCCGUAGGGGGGCAAGAGUAAUAUUGGGAUGCAGAAACAUUCCCAAGUCCACGAAAGUUGCUGAGGACAUACAGAGAACUACAGGAAACAAAGCAGUUUUUGUGAAGCAACUGGAUACGUCUUCGCUAACCUCCGUCAGAAGAUUUGCCGACCAGAUCUUGGCUGAGGAGACAAGGAUUGACGUUCUGAUCCUGAACGCUGGAAUCGCAGGCCUGGACGACCGGAAUCUAACAGCCGACGGCUUGGAAUAUACGAUGGCCACCAAUCACUUCGGCCAUUUCCUCCUGACGAACAUUCUACUCGGUCGUAUUAAGGAGAGUAAGCCUAGUCGUGUAGUCGUGGUGUCGUCUGACUCCUUGGCUGAGACUGUGAAGAUCGACGACUGGGGCGCCUGGACGUUCCAUUGUUUUCCCUUCCAGAACCUCAACUUCGAGAAAGGAGGAUUCGGGCCUUACAAAUCUUACUGUCAGUCGAAAUCCUGCAACGUUCUCUUCUCCUGUCGACUGGCCCAACUCGCGCGACAAGACGGUGUCAUUGUCAAUUCCAUGAAUCCUGGUCUAGUUUACACUGAAAUAUUCGACAAAUCAGGAGGGGUAUUUGUAGGACAGUUCUUCAGGCUUCUUGUGCCCUUCCUGGGUAAAACCGAAGUCCAGGGGGCUCAGACGAUUAUAUACCUGGCAGCUGCCGAAGAAACUGGAAAGAUCGCUGGAAAGUUCUUCGAAGACUGUAAGAUAUCCUCUACAGCAGACGCGCUCCUCAGAGACGAAGAUUUAGCCAAGCAAGUUUGGGAAGCUAGUGAGAGUCUCGUUUCUCUACAGCCGAAUGAGAAGCACUACUAAACUUUAGAAGGUUCUGGAACGUCAGAGUCGACAUUGUCAGCCUAUGGUGCUGAGAUAAGAACAUAUCUCUGAAUAUAAAGAGUUUUUGAAGUUUCUUUGUUUUUCACGGCUGGAGCUAAUCAUACAGUGUAUGUUAUUCAUGCUUAGGACUUAGCAUACAAUAUGUGUCAUUCAUGCUCAGAACUUAGUAUACAAUGUCAUUCAUGCUAGGAACUUAGCACACAAUGUAUAUCAUUUAUGCUCAGAACUUAGCGUACAUUGUAUGUCAUUCAUGCUGGUAUACAAUGGAAAUAAAUGUAUUAACACAG
Macrobrachium nipponense is the source of this 1479-nucleotide messenger RNA. RefSeq names its product retinol dehydrogenase 11-like. NCBI's taxonomy places the organism in Eukaryota, Metazoa, Arthropoda, Malacostraca, Decapoda, Palaemonidae. Bases 131 to 1171 code for a protein of 346 amino acids. The record is from RefSeq and is a predicted model, not a curated record. The transcript has 10 exons.